UUGGUCUGCACGUUACAUAUUACAUUUAGUCAUUAAGAACAUCCACAAUUCGUAUAAUCAGUUGGAUUAUAAACUCAUCAGGUACUAACAGCAAUAGUUCCGACAGCAUUUGAAGGCAAAAUAAGUCUCUGGAGGCAGGGGACACGCCCCUGUCUACUGAGGAGAGAAGACCCAUCCGCUAGACACAUCUCGUCUCCUAUUGGUCUGUUUUACCGUUGCUCAGAUUCAAGCGGCUCCUGAUUGGCUGCUGCCGGACUGUCGGCGUUAAAGCAUCUGAGGCUCGUGCUGUGCCAGCUGUCCUCCCGCACUCGGCUAGUGCUGGGCAACGGUGUGAGUCUCCUGCUGAGGAGGAUCUGAGAAUCUGGAAGAAAAAGGGACUAUGGCUGCCAACGUGGGGUCGAUGCGUAUCCUCAUUAAAGGAGGGAAGGUGGUCAAUGAUGACUUCACCCAGGAAGCAGAUGUCUACAUUGAGAACGGCAUCAUUCAGCAGGUUGGAAAGGAACUGAUGAUACCAGGCGGAGCCAAGGUGAUUGAUGCCUCUGGAAAGCUGGUGUUGCCGGGUGGAAUAGACACCAGCGUGCACCUGCAGCAGACUUUCAUGAACGCCAGCAUUCAGGAUGACUUCUACAGUGGGACAAAGGCCGCACUGAUGGGUGGUACCACCAUGGUGAUGGCUCUGGCCCUGCCUGAACAACACUGCUCCCUGCUGGACACCUACGAGAAGUGCCGAGCUCUGGCCGACGCCAAGGCGUGCUGCGACUACGCUCUGCAUGUCGGGGUGACUUGGUGGGGGCCGAAGGUCCGUAGCGAGAUGGAGACCCUGGUGAGAGAGCAUGGAGUGAACUCUUUCCAGAUAUACAUGGCAUACAAAGAUAUGAUGAUGCUAAGAGACUCUGAGCUCUACCAGACGCUGCAGACCUGUAAGGACAUCGGGGCCAUCGCUCGCGUCCACGCUGAGAACGGAGAGCUGGUGGCAGAGGGUGCCAAAGAGGCUCUGGAUUUGGGCAUCAGUGGACCGGAGGGCAUUGAGAUCAGUCGACCAGAGGAGCUGGAGUCUGAGGCUACUCACAGAGCUGUUACUAUCGCCAACAGGGCUCACUGCCCGAUCUACCUGGUGAAUGUGUCCAGUAUUUCUGCUGGAGACAUGAUUGCUGCUGCUAAGAUGCAAGGCAAGGUGGUCCACGCAGAGACCACGGUAGCUCACGCUGUGCUGAACGGGAUGCACUAUUACCACCAGGAAUGGGCUCACGCUGCCGCCCACGUCAUCGUCCCUCCUCUCCGUCUCGACCCCAACACACCUAGCUACCUCAUGGGCCUGCUGGGCAAUGACUCUCUGAGUGUCGUAGCAUCAGAGCACCGUCCGUUUAGCACCAAGCAGAGAGCUUUGGGCAAGGAGGACUUCACAAAGAUCCCUCAUGGAAUGUCUGGAGUCCAGGACAGGAUGAGUGUCAUUUGGGAGAGGGGAGUGGUUACAGGAAAAAUGGAUGAGAAUCGCUUUGUGGCAGUGACGAGCUCUAACGCUGCAAAGAUCUACAACCUGUAUCCACGCAAGGGUCGUAUCAUCCCCGGGGCUGAUGCUGAUUUGGUGGUCUGGGACCCGGACGCAACGAGAACGAUCUCUGUGAGCACUCAGGUGCAGGGCGGAGACUUCAACCUGUACGAGGGGAUGCGUUGCCAUGGUGUUCCUCUGGUCACCAUCAGCCGAGGGCGUUUGGUAUGUGAGAACGGCGUGUUCAUGUGUGCCGAGGGAUCCGGAAAGUUCUACCCUCAGCGCACCUUCCCUGACUACCUCUACAAGAAGAUGGUGCAGAGAGAAAAGACUCAGACUUAUAAAAGGGUUGACAGGGAUCCCUACUCCGGUGAUGUGGCCAAGGUGGCAAACACUAUGAAGAAGGAGCUCGGUUUGGGCCACAUAGACGGGGAGGCGUCUAACAAAGCCUGUCCUCGCGCGCACCAGGGAGUCCGAGACCUCCACGAGUCCUCCUUUAGCCUCUCAGGUUCUCAGGUCGAUGACCACAUCCCCAAGAGGUCCUCGGCCCGGAUCCUGGCCCCUCCUGGCGGUCGCUCAAGCGGUAUCUGGUAAUCGCUGCUGCCGGAGCUUCACCCGUCCGAGCCUCCUUGUUUUGUAUGAUUCUGCGCAACCAGGAAAACUGCACUGAUUUUCAAUCACAGGACUAAAGUAAAGAGAGGAAAAUAAAUUGAAGCACGCUGAUGAUCAGUGAUUUGCCAAAGUGACUUUUUACAAAUCUAAUUUGUGUCUUAAUUGGAGUGACUGACCUGAGUAAUAACGCGAGAGUGAAGGGCUACCUAUGAAUUUAAAAUGUUUUGCCAAAUUCAAGCUGAUCAUACUAACAUUGACAAAGUCUGCUCAUUAUCACCCUGCUCGUAUCCCGCGAAGAAACGCAAACUAAACAAACUGUGAAAGAUCAAAACCAGUACAGUUUUUGAUGGUUUGACCUGAAGUAAUGUCGACUGAAUUAUUUAAAAAAUAGUGGAACUGGAUUCAGUGAAAUAUCUAUUAUACCCCCUGUCAUACACACACACACACACACACACACACACACACACACACACAUAUCCAGUACACUGUAGACACCAUAGCUUUAGACUCAUAUGCAGAUGUGUGUGGAUUCUGUUUGUGAUUAAACACCCGCUGUGCUCGGCUUCCUGCAGCACCGUGGGUUCCUCUAACAGUGUUUUUAUUUCCAAUGGGUGAACUGUGCUGUGUGGUGAUGACAUCCAACUGCUUCAAACACUGUGUGAUUUUACAGCUACACUCUGUAAAUAGAGUCAGACCUGACCCUAUCCAUCCUUAUAUUUUCACUGCCUCUGACUGAAACAACACAUAUCCCAGAAACAUCCUGCCUCACCUGCAAUGGCGCAGGGUCUAUAGACUUAGACUCUAUAGACUAUAGACAGAAUUAUACAACCUGUGGCCUGCUCUGGGAUUAUAACUGGUCCCAAAACAGCUAAAUGUAGUCCUUUCUGUCAUGGAAGCGUGGUAUUUAUAGAUCUUGCCAAGUACUACUGUAGAAGACUGAAGAGAAGUUGGUUUCUUGAAGGGAAGAGUAAGUGAUUUAAGGUUUACAGUGGGGAUAACAAGAAGGAAAAGCUUUCUGUUUCUUUGCUGCUGAUAAUACAGAAUGCUUGAUUUACAUCAAUAAAGUUGAAUGCAGUGCCUUCUCAUACACUGGAGAGAUCACUUGGAGCUUUCUGAGUGAAAACAGGAGCUGCUAAAAAACACCAGGGGCCUCAUUUGUCAAAAUGUGCAUAAAACAAGCUUAAAUCCGUGCGUAAUAGAUUUCCCAUAAGCAUAAGAAAGAUUUAAUUCAACUAAAAUGAUCGUGAACAGGCUAAUUUACAUAAAGAAAAAGUGUUGUAUCCUCAAUAACAGCUCCACGAAGCGUUUGAGUGUCUUUCCGCUUAUUGUUUUGCUUUUACAGCCCACAGCUUUACUGUUUCCUAAACUCACCGUACGUACACCGAGCCCUUCCAGCACCAAUCGACAGACAGACGGACAAAGUUAGCAACUAGCCAGUGAAGAAAGUGGAAUAUUUAGCAGCUAAGGAGAUGAAGAGGAGUUUCCCUCAGGUCCUGGUGGAGGCCGAAACAGCGUUAGGAGAGUGAAAAUAGGACUUUGAUUAACAAGUCGCCGUUAAUGCAGCUUUAAUGACAGACUAUUGACUAUUUGAAGGACUAUUUGAAAAAUGUAGCAACUAAAGAAAGAAAAGGACAAACAUCAGAGACAAUGGGGUUGAGAUAUGGCUAAAUACAGUUCAACAAAACCAGAAGGUUUUAUUUGGUACUUUCAAGUGGCUUGUCCAUAAGACUUUCAUUUAAGAGCAACAACAUUGUUAGGUUUAAUUUAAGUAUGUAUGUUACGUUUACAGUUUAUGUACAAAAUUGUCCGUACGCACAGUUGAUAAAUGAGGCCCCAGAUUGUGCAUAGAGGGCCCCGAAAGUUACCGUAAUAAAUGACAUGAUGAUGUUUUUUGAAAGUAAACUUCCUGUUUGUAGAAAAACAAAAGGGAUUUAUUGUUCUAAGAGCAGUGACUCCACAGAGCAGGAAGAUUGAGUUGCACAGUCUGAAGAAAAACCCACUGAUCCUUUCACUUCCUGAUGAUGUCUCAUUCCUGCCUAUCAGUAUUAUAUUUAUACAUGAUCACGUCUUCUCGUCUGUGAACUAUAUAUUUAGGAUGUUUGUUUGUUUGGUUUUUUAGCUGAAAGAGUAAAUGUGCCAAUGUGAAUCACCCGUGCAACACCCACACCCAUGCAUGAAGAGCACCCCAUGGAGACGGAGGAGUUAAAUCUCUCCACAGGCUCACAACAACUGGUGCUGUUUUUUUACUAUUGCCUACGACAACGUUAUUUAACUGUUGGAUGGUUUUGUUGUUUUGAAGGCACUGUGACUGGUUGUGUGUUUGUAGAUUCUUGUUGUGUUGGACAGUGAAACUGUUGAAUCUGUAAGUGGCUGCUUGUUUCUUACCACAUGUUAACAGCAAAAUAAAAUAAUAAUACAAAUAUCAA
This is a messenger RNA of Perca fluviatilis (European perch), 4527 nucleotides long. Its product is annotated as dihydropyrimidinase-related protein 5-like. The record is from RefSeq and is a predicted model, not a curated record. Bases 380 to 2083 code for a protein of 567 amino acids. Gene Ontology annotation, molecular function: hydrolase activity, acting on carbon-nitrogen (but not peptide) bonds, in cyclic amides. Gene Ontology annotation, cellular component: cytosol; cytoplasm. The transcript is spliced from 14 exons. NCBI's taxonomy places the organism in Eukaryota, Metazoa, Chordata, Actinopteri, Perciformes, Percidae.